Messenger RNA from Dromiciops gliroides (monito del monte), 2724 nucleotides. RefSeq names its product TATA-box binding protein associated factor 6 like (gene TAF6L). Gene Ontology annotation, biological process: RNA polymerase II preinitiation complex assembly; transcription initiation at RNA polymerase II promoter. Lineage: Eukaryota; Metazoa; Chordata; Mammalia; Microbiotheria; Microbiotheriidae. The record is from RefSeq and is a predicted model, not a curated record. Gene Ontology annotation, cellular component: SLIK (SAGA-like) complex; transcription factor TFIID complex; SAGA complex. Gene Ontology annotation, molecular function: RNA polymerase II general transcription initiation factor activity; transcription coactivator activity; protein heterodimerization activity.
UCACUUAACCCAAUUGCCUCAAACAUCCAGGACCAUCUCCAGUCGUCCUGAUCUAUAUCUCGCCACUGGCCCCAGAUGGCUCCGGAGGAGAUUGGGGCUGGUGACCCUACACAGCUCCCCUUCCCUUAAACCCAAUUCAGUGCCAGUCAUGACAUCUGUCAUGGUCCCGGAGGACAAACAACAUUAUCGAGCCUACAGCUUGAUCUCUCUAUAUCUGUUGGCAUGUUGUCAUAUUUGCAUGGACUGUGAGCUCCGGGAGGGCGUGAGUCCCCAUCGCUUCGCACUGUGCCCGGCAGUAGUAGGCGAUUCAUGGGUGUUUAGCCAAUUGGAGAGGCCAGCUCCUAGAGAGGGGAAAGGGGCACAAAGAGCAAUGAUAAAAGCAGCAUCCUAAAGUGUCCAUAAAUGCGGGCUGAAUUGAGGCUGGGGGUGGAUGGACGGGUAGGUCUGCAUCGCCACAGCGAGGCAAACGGAGUCGCUAGCCUCUCUGGGGAGCCCAGUAAGAAACUCCUCAGGUCAGGAGGAAAACCUCCGCGGGCUCUUUAAGGGGCUGGAGUCACGUGACACCUCCCGGUAACAUGGCUCUUCCCGAAGAGGCCCUCCCCACGUGACGCAGGCCUGGGCGGGGCCUCGAAACCCUCACCGCUGAUUGGUCGGAGGCGACGGAGGGCGGGGCUGGCCUCAGUGCGAGGGAAUUGAGACUGGGCAAGGGAGUUGGAGCCGGAGCCGGAGCUGGAGUCGCGGCUGCCGCCGCCGCCCUCGGACUGGAGGCAGAGGAGUCGUCCAGAGGACUGGCUGGUUUGACCCUCUCUCCUGCUGCUCCAGCAUCCCAGGGCCAUGUCAGAGCGAGAGGAGCGGCGCUUUGUGGAGAUCCCCCGGGAGUCAGUCCGGCUCAUGGCGGAGAGUGCUGGGCUGGAGCUGAGCGAUGAGGUGGCGGCGCUUCUGGCAGAGGACGUCUGCUACCGGCUCAGGGAGGCCACCCAGAACAGCUCCCAGUUCAUGAAGCACACCAAACGUCGGAAGCUGACGGUGGAAGAUUUCAACCGUGCCCUGCGGUGGAGCAAUGUGGAGGCCGUGUGUGGCUAUGGUUCCCAGGAGGCCCUGCCCCUGCGCCCGGCCAGGGAAGGCGAUCUCUACUUCCCUGAGGACCGAGAGGUGAACCUUGUGGAGCUGGCGUUGGCCACCAACAUCCCCAAGGGGUGCCCUGAGACAGCUGUGAGAGUUCAUGUUUCCUAUCUGGAUGGCAAAGGAAAUGUGGAGCCUCAAGGAUCAGUGCCCAGUGCCGUCUCCUCACUCACCGAUGACCUGCUCAAGUACUACCAGCAAGUGACCCGGGCUGUGCUAGGGGAUGACCCACAGCUCAUGAAGGUGGCACUUCAGGACCUGCAGACAAACUCCAAGAUCGCAGCCCUACUGCCCUACUUCGUGAAUGUCGUCAGUGGGGUGAAGUCAGUGAGCCAUGACCUAGAACAGCUGCACCGGCUGCUGCAGGUGGCACGCGGCCUCCUCCGCAACCCUCACCUGUGUCUGGGGCCCUACGUCCGAUCCCUGGUUGGCAGCGUCCUCUAUUGUGUCCUGGAGCCACUGGCUGCCUCCAUCAACCCCCUGAAUGACCACUGGACGCUGCGUGAUGGUGCUGCCCUCCUGCUCAGCCACAUCUUUUGGACCCAUGGGGACCUGGUGAAUGGCUUGCACAGCAGAUCCUGCUGUCGGCUGCAGAAAGUGCUGGCGGACCCCGUGCGGCCUCUGUGCUCCCACUAUGGGGCUGUGGUGGGGCUGCAUGCCCUGGGUUGGAAGGUGAGGCCUGUGGAGCGGGUCCUGUACCCGCACCUCUCCACCUACUGGGCCAACCUGCAGGCUGUGCUGGACGAUUACUCCGUGUCCAACGCUCUGAAGGCAGAUGGACACAAAGUGUACGGGCCAUCCUGUGAGUGACUGGGUCAGGGCUGGGGGGCUGUGGCCGUGGAGCGGCUCCUCAAGAUGAAGGCGCAGGCCGCUGAGCGGCCGGGGUCCGGCAGCUGCCGGCGCCCCGAAGACCUGCCCUGGACUGGCCUCCUCCUAAACGAGUCGCCCCCCGGGGGCGCCGGGGAGCCGGGCUACGGGCCGGGGGUGCUGGCUCCGGGGACCCCUGGGCUGGGAAGCCCGGCUCCUCCCGUGCCCCUCGGGGACACCUAUCGGGAGCUGUACGCCUUCUGGGACAGCCUGGCCACGCGCUUCGGCACCGGGCAGCCCGCGCCCUCGGCCGCCCGGCCCCCCGGGGCCAAGAAGGAGCCGGCAGCCGUGGCCGACGCCGUGCGCAAGAUGCCCCAGCUGACGGCCAGCGCCACGGUCAGCCCCCGGGACGAGGAGAGCCCACGCGGGGCGGCCCCGGGCGGCCCGGCCAACGCCCCGGCCCCGCCCCCCGCCGCGGCCGAGAGCCGGCCCCUGCCCCGCGUGCACCGGCCCCGGGGGGCGCCCCGGCAGCAGGGCCUGUGCGCGGGGGCCCGUGACGUCUUCCAGAAGAGCCGCUUCGCGCCCCGGGGCGCCCCGCACUUCCGCUUCAUCAUCGCCGGGGCGGCAGGCGGGCCGCCGGUGCCGCGGCGCCUCUUCCAGACGGCCUUCCCGCCGCCGCAGGGCCCCAGCCCGGCCUCCCGCUACGCCCAGAAGCUGCCCAUGAUCGGCCGCACGGCGCGGCCGGCGCGCCGCUGGCUCCUGUCGGACUACUCGCUCUACCUCCCUCUGUGAGGG